CCUCAAUGUUGUAAUACGGAGUAUUGUAUGGCCGUAUGAAGAAACGAAAGCGCGCGCAUAUUUCGGUAAGGGAUUCCGCUAGCAUUUGGCCGGUAAGUUUCGGUGCAAGUUUUCAAUUCGAUCUCUUCGCACACGGCUGUGGUUGGAUUCAAUCCGGAGUACUCUAGUAGGGAAAUUGCUCUGCAAAUUGCAUGCGAGGCCGCCGAAGACGAAAGCUUGUUCGGUGACUGUUCGGGCCAUAUCCCGGUGCCGGCGGCCCGGCUCUUCCAAGUCGCUCCUUGGUUCGAUAUUCUGAACACCUGGUUCACGCAUCAUUUGAAUCAACCAUGGAGAGUUGUACAGACACAUCAUCAUACAGGAUUCCUUCAGCUGUGUUUGCUCCAGAUACGCCUCCAAGAUGCUCAGACUGGAGUUCAGCUUCCAAUGAAUCAUUGUUCAGUAUCCAAAUGGGAGGGAGCUUCACCAGGGAUCAUUUCUUUGGCUACUCUGGGGAAAUAACGAGUGAUCUCCCUCCUCGUAUCCAGGCUGUGACCAAUGAAAUGACAACUGAUCCCCCUCUUCCUAUCCAGGCUGCAACCAAUGAAAUGACUACUGAUGGAAACAAUCACGAGGUAGGACAAAAACCACAAACUACUGAUGUCUGGAAAGGGGUCAUACAGGAGCGAGAGGAACACAAUCAGCCCAAAAAGUUAAAUGAGGAGACACACAUUUCUCAUUACUCUGUGGAGAGUAUCACCAGUGACAGAUCAUUUGCAUUCCCAAUAUUGACAGGGCAGACCGAUAAAGAAGGCGCUGAUAGCAUUGGCAAUGGCCGGGUGCAAUUGAGCCAAGAACAGCGGCAACAGCCAAUGUCAGAGCCACUACCACAGCGGGAGGAAUCAUUAAAACCAUCUGAGCCAAGUAACAAUCAAGGAGAGCCAUUGCCAGACCAAACUACUUGGUUUUCUUGCUUCUCUAAUUUCCCUUGUUGGCCUUGUACAUUUUGUUCUUGGAAGGGGAGUUUUUGCCUCAGCUAAUUUUUUACUAGUCUCAAAUGUUAAAGAAAAAACUCAAUUUUGUGAAGGUUUUGCAUUACAUUAGAAGGAAUGUUUAGACAGAGCCGUUGCUGGAGAUUUUGAUACUGAGAGCAAAGUUUAUACCUGUGUCUCAAGUCAUAAUUGUCACUUUAUUGACCCCAGAGUUCAAAAACAAC
This is a messenger RNA of Cuscuta europaea, 1192 nucleotides long. Lineage: Eukaryota; Viridiplantae; Streptophyta; Magnoliopsida; Solanales; Convolvulaceae. The record is from the annotation of a GenBank genome assembly.